Molecule: messenger RNA, 1465 nt
Organism: Armigeres subalbatus
Lineage: Eukaryota; Metazoa; Arthropoda; Insecta; Diptera; Culicidae
Exons: 2
Coding region: 132-1151 (339 amino acids)
Source: RefSeq, a predicted model, not a curated record
AAGAGUUUGUGCAUGUGCAUGGCUCUGAGCAAGAGAAAAGCGGUGAGUCUAGUAGCGAAGAUGUCAGCCGCUCUUGCUGGAUUUGCAGAAGUUCGGAUCACCUGAUUCGUACCUGCCUAGAAUUCAAACAAAUGAAUGUUGCUGAACGGCUAAGGGCAGUCAGGAGGAAGCAAAUUUGUGAAGUCUGCUUGACUAAACAUGGAAAUAGACGAUGUUUUUCGAUGAGCCAAUGUAUGGUACAUAGGUGUAAUGGAAAUCACCAUUCACUCUUGCAUCGAGUGGAAGAGACAGUCCAGCUGCAAAAGGCCAAAUCAGAUUAUUCGGUUAUAUUUAGAACGAUACCCGUCACACUCUACGUUGGCAAGCGACAAUUCGACACAAUUGCAUUCUUGGAUGAAGGGUCUUCUGCUACACUAGUGGACGAGACGGUAGCCGCUCGGCUGAAAGCCGAAGGAACUCCUGAGCCACUGAUUGUUACAUGGACAGGUAACAUCAGUCGCUUUGAGAGCGGAUCUCGGGGUGUAGAGAUGAUGAUUUCGGCGAAGGGAUCUAAGGAAAGGUUUUCGCUAUCCAACACACGAACGGUGUCAGAGUUGCAGCUGCCCGAACAGAAUGUUCGGUACACGGAUGUAGUGAAGCGGUAUACGCAUCUUACUGGGGUACCGGUAAAGGACCAUUCGCCCGGGUUGCCAACCAUCCUCGUCGGUUUAGAUAAUCUACACUUGUUUGCGCCGCUGGAAUCACGGGUGGGCAGAUCAAAUGAACCGAUCGCUGUGCGUUCAAAGUUGGGCUGGACAAUAUACGGUUACGGAGAAAAAAGGUCGGGUGUGCAGACUCGCCUCAACCUUAACUCUGUUAAGCUAGUCGGACAGACCGAGUCCCAGUACAUGACGCUAAGAAAGCCUAAUUCGUCAAACCGUCAAGCAUGGGUACACACCAACACCGGAAAGAACAAACAAACGACAGCGAAGCAGACCAUUAUGGAGGUAGGAGAUAGUAACCCUGAGCCGGAAGUGGCCUUCGGUCAGAGUUACGGGCCGGGGAAUGUUCGGGCAACACUGCCCGGAUGCGGAUACGCCGCAACCAACGUUUGGCCGAUUAGGCAUGCUGAUAAACGUCAGUUAAUAACUGACAGAUAUGGAAGCGAGUGAAAAGGACAUAACAGCUACAGCAUAAAAACAUAAACAAAGAUAAGAUUAGUGAGUAAGAAGUGAAACAGAGGAAAAUAGAAAUUAGAAAUCUUUUCAGUAGUAGGAAAGUUUAAGUUGCGUAGAAGUUGAUCAUAAGAUCACAGAAAACAUACACUGAUUGAAUGGACAGAGGACAGUGCAGUGGUGCUCAACCUAUUAUGAAUCGCCCACCAAUCAGUUAGAUGACAAUUUAACACACAACAUAAAACAAGUCGGAAAAUCAGAAACAUUGAGAAGGACUAGAAGGAAGGAAGUGUAUUAGAAGGGACAUCAAA